AUGCUUCCCUUUGCCUCAUCAAUCUGUAUCCUUGGUGCUCUCGUCUGUGGCUCUUUCGCACUACAAAGCUCUCCGACAGUUUCUAGUGCCCCCGAUGUCAGCAGCUCGAAAAUAUAUACAAGUGCUAUCUCAAGCGUCAUAGCUGCGGUGACGCCCAUGCUUGCUUUAAUAUACUUUUGUCCACUCUACCUUCUGUAUCGGCAUUCAAAGCGGCACCCAAGGUCGAUCAAUAAGAUAUCUGGAGCGCGAGUUCAGCAGUAUGGCCCACUCGUGUAUGUAUUCUUGCUGGCUGUUAGCUUGGCAGAGGUCGCAGAUGCCACUUGGUUGUUGUUGCAAUUUCGCUUCAACAACAAUGCACCUGAUCCCAUUACUCGCAGUGGUGUACGCUUUCUCUUGUGCGUUUCCUGUUGGACAACGGUGACCUCAGGCACAUACACUUUGUUCUUCCUCGAUCCCUUGUGGUCCAGACGCCCAAUUGCGUCUAUAGGUACACAAGCAGUCUGGGUGCUUGUGACAUGGAUAUUCUGGGUUGCCGGAGCAGGUCUGUUCAACAAGUCGUUCCCUCGCUUGUUCAUGAGUGGAUCAUGCAAUGGAGUUGUGUAUUGUGGUCAAUUGCAAGCAAUUUCAGCCCUUGCAGUUGUUCAGAUCCUCACCUUGACCUUUGGAAUGCUUGUGAUUACCUGGCUUGUUUGGCAAUCGGCUCGCAGUAUUCGCCAUCCGAUGGUUAUCCGAGUUGCAGCCGCUAUAUAG
This is a messenger RNA of Suillus fuscotomentosus, 750 nucleotides long. RefSeq lists its product as uncharacterized. The record is from RefSeq and is a predicted model, not a curated record. The coding region runs from base 1 to 750 and encodes 249 amino acids. Lineage: Eukaryota; Fungi; Basidiomycota; Agaricomycetes; Boletales; Suillaceae. The transcript has 6 exons.